GUUCAGCUGUCAUUAUAAAAACAACUAAAUACAAAAUUCAAAAUGUGAAAAGUUAGGUUGAAGAAUAGAGAUACAGAGCCUACGAUAAAUCAAAGAGAAACUUUACAAAAAUAAAAAUAAGCUUUUUUAAUAAUAAAAAUAAAAUUGAAACUCCAUAAUAAAAGUCAAGGUUCCAAAAUCGUUCGAGAUGGAACCGAGCCUGACUUCCCAAAUCAAAGAAGCCCAAACAACAUUGGAAACAAUCCAAGAAAUUUCUCGUUUACUCAACACCGGCCUCAGCCCGGAAGCUUUAACUGUAUGUGUCAGGCUGUGCGAAGUAGGAGUCAACCCCGAAGUCCUGUCGUCGCUAGUCCGGGACUUCCAACGCGAAGUGAAAGAAUACCAAAGACCCAAAAAUGCUAGAAAUACGGGCAAUCAGAAUUAAUUUUAAGGAGGACUUUUGAGGCUUAUCAACAAUGGCGCGUACAAGAAAUCAAGCAUGGCUAUACCGAAUAGCAUCCACUCGAAACCGAUAUUUUUUAUCAGUGUACCACUCAGCGCAGGACCUAAAAAAAAAAAAACAGAAUCUCUCUGACGCUAAGGUAAACUCAAAAAUGAAAUGUAUUUUUUUUUUCUAAAUAAAAUUCUGUUUGAAAUUAGGGCCAUAAUUUUUUAGAAAGGGUAUUCGUAUGCUAAUUGAAAUUUCACAUAUUAUGUAUAUCGAGUAAUAAUAAUUACAUAACCGGUUCAAUUUUCUUUUCGCCGACUCAGUAUUAUAAUUCGGGCUCGAGUGACCAUACCGUAUACCUGAAAUUUAACUUCCUGAUUUGAUUUUUUUUUCGGCCCCUAUUUGACCUACUGUGCACGACUAAUUUUGUUGAAUUCCAUUCAGUCUAGUUUACUGAAAUAAAGUGCAAAAACUUAAUAAUAUUCCUAUCAAUAAAUAGAAUGAAUAAUAAUUAUCACUCUAAAUGUGUUUUUGACAGCAUUGUUUCAUGAUAUUGGAUGAUAAUUGAUGACAAUUAUAUACUUUAUCUUAUGGGAAAUUAAAAUGUGGCUGAUUAGCACAAAUUGGGACGAAAAUAACUUGAAAUUACCCAUACUUAAUAUUGAACCCCAAUCUAGAAAAAUAGUAGGUAUCGUAGUUGAAAGCUACUUGUCACAUAAUGUUUUAAUAGGAAUUCAGCUGUAAUUGAAAGUUGAAAAUGUUUGAACAGUUAAAAAGGUAAGAUACAGCAGAAAAAAUUAUUUGCUGUAGCUUGUUGAUGGAAAAAGUAAAUAAAUUUUAUGUGUGUAGUUUCAAAACUGGAAAAAAAUCUCUUUUACAUUACUUCUACACAUUUUUUGAUGAGAUUGUAGUUUUGGAUUUUCAUCAAAGGAUGCCAUUGUAAACAUAGUCAUUUCGAUUGAGUUGAUAUACAGGAUGCAUUUUACAGGGAUCUCUGUAACCAUAAUAGAUACAGGGUUGGUUAAAUUUGAAAAAAGUUGCACACAAGAUGUUACUAUCAAAUUUAAAAUCUGACGUUUCGUCUUUGGGCCACCAUCAUCAACUUCAUUUUUUUAAAUACGGCGGCGCUUGAUUUUCUAUUUCAGAUUUUAAGAGCUUCUGAUGUCCCAAAACCAAUGACGAACUGAUUACAAAAAUUGCCUUGAUAUACCAGACCAGCAUGCUCUUAAAGGACUUUCAAUACAUGAUGCUGCUGCUACCUGGUAGCAGGGAAUUAAGUCCUGGAUAAACAGUUUUGAUGAAGCUAUUUUGCCAUUAAGGCAUGCUUUUGGUUAUUCGAAACCACGUCAUCAAAUUCACAGAGAACUGUUUUCAAAAGUGC
Molecule: messenger RNA, 1808 nt
Organism: Ceutorhynchus assimilis (cabbage seed weevil)
Lineage: Eukaryota; Metazoa; Arthropoda; Insecta; Coleoptera; Curculionidae
Source: the annotation of a GenBank genome assembly